This is a messenger RNA of Saprolegnia parasitica CBS 223.65, 222 nucleotides long. RefSeq lists its product as hypothetical. The coding region runs from base 1 to 222 and encodes 73 amino acids. NCBI's taxonomy places the organism in Eukaryota, Oomycota, Saprolegniomycetes, Saprolegniales, Saprolegniaceae. The transcript has 2 exons. The record is from RefSeq and is a predicted model, not a curated record.
AUGAGCGACGAGCCCAACACGCGCCGAGGCAAGAAGAGCGACAAGGCGCGCCGCAACUUUGAGCUCAACGGCAAGUACAGUGCCAAGCACGUGCGCCAAAUGAACGCCGCCACGCAGUCGUCCGACCAGCCAGUGACGCCGACGACGGCGCCCGCAAAGAAGCACGAGGUCGUUGAUGCAGCCCAUCGACGCUACCUCCUUCCCACACCCAACGAAGAUUAG